AUGCUCAGCUUCCACCCGCAGUACUGGUCGCUCAUUGCGCUUCUGCUCGCUAUUGUUCACCCUUCCGCAUCCCACCCAAUUCGCCCCCCCAAAUGGAUUAAGAAAGACCAAUUCUCGGACGCAGCAGCGCGAGGAACAUGGAAGGUCUUUGAGAAUCAUGGAUACGAUUAUGAGCCUGCACUACCGCAGACUAAGUCUAUAGAGACACUCUCUAAUACCCAUGACGAAAGCACAAUUGAGCGAGGGCCUCCAGGACGCCUCUAUAAACGCGAUUCAUCGUAUGGGAAGUCAGUUGUUUCGGUCCUAGUGCCCGUGGCGCCAGACUUUUUACCACGCCCGCCACAGCCUCAACACCACCGCUACGAUGCAAACGGCAAGCCUCAAGAACCAUCUUCCGAAGUGAAAACCUAUGCCAAUAAUAAGAAUCACUAUGGAGAAGUUAUGAGCCAUUCACAACCCCACGGCGAAAAACAGACAAGUCACACAACAGCAUUCUCUUCUGCGACAUUGAAAUUGGCAUCCGGCUAUUCCAUCUCGUUCUUCUCUUACCGAAUCUCACUGCCUUUCUUGAAAUUCGCACCUGCCAACUUCCCGCAAUAUCCACUUCCGGGAAUAUUUACAACAGUCAUGGUCCUUCUUGCUAUGGUAUGGAUUGCGAUUUUCAUGAUCGGGCUGGUGGAACUGGGCAACUAUCUAUGGAAACGAAGGGCCGCGAGACAAGCCGAACGGGAUGAAUAUAUAAGGGAGUCAUCAUUUGAUGAGCCGGAAGAAUUGAUUAAAUUGCCGAUGAGAGUUAUGGUCAUCCCUAGACCUGACGCGGAUCAUGAUGAAGAGGCUGCUUUGCUGUCAAUUGGAUCCGAAUCGGACUCUUCAUCAGACUCUGAGAGGGAUGACUAUCGGUUUUGA
This is a messenger RNA of Penicillium atrosanguineum, 906 nucleotides long. RefSeq lists its product as uncharacterized. The record is from RefSeq and is a predicted model, not a curated record. The transcript is spliced from 2 exons. NCBI's taxonomy places the organism in Eukaryota, Fungi, Ascomycota, Eurotiomycetes, Eurotiales, Aspergillaceae. The coding region runs from base 1 to 906 and encodes 301 amino acids.